CCUGCACUCAAACAAACAUCAUUAAUUAAAUUUAUGAAAAUCAGAUUGGCUGGGACAAUAGGUUAUCUUAUCAUUUGGAAGCUUGAGAUAAAAUAUCAGAAAAAUUCAUUUGGAUAUAUUUUUCGGUCACUGACCGGUGGAUCCUCUUAUUUCCAAUUAAUCCAAUGUUUUUACUUUUUAUACGUUAUCUUAUUUAAGUUGAUAUCUUCUAGCCAAGAUGGAACUAUCCUGUGCAGUUCAACAUUAUGAGUGGGGAAAAGCGGGCUCAAAUAGCGCUGUUGCAGUCCUUCGACAGAGUGCCGAUCCAACAUUCCUAAUCGAUGAGGACAAACCAUAUGCUGAGCUUUGGAUGGGAACGCACGUCAAUGGUCCCUCCAUUGUCAGUCUUGACAAUGUUCUCUUAAGUGACUGGAUUGCUAGGAACCCAGGAAGCUUAGGAAAAAAGCUCACAGCAACAUUUGGUCAGCAGCUUCCAUUCUUGUUCAAAAUUUUGUCCAUCAACAAAGCUCUCUCAAUUCAAGCCCAUCCAUCACUGGACCACGCCCAAGAAUUAAACCAAAAGUUUCCUCAUUUGUACAAAGAUGCGAACCACAAGCCGGAGUUAGCCAUUGCCUUGACAAAGUUUGAAGCAUUAUGUGGCUUUCGUUCAGUCAGUGACCUAAAAAAACAUUUACAAAGCAUCCCUGAAUUAUCAACAGUAAUAGGUGAUAGUCUUGUUUCAAAAUUUCUUGAAAGUGAUGAAGAAAAUGUGCAGAAUCAGCUGAAACAAUGUUUCAAAGCGCUUAUGACAGCUGAAGAAUCUCUAGUCGAAUCUCAACUUUUAUCUUUGAUCUCUCGCCUGGAAUCUAGUGAUGAAAAUAGUAAAACGGAAUACCAGCUAGAUUUAUUGAAACGGAUCCAUGACCAAUUUCCUGGUGACGUAGGUUGUUUCGGAAUUUAUUUGUUCAAUUACAUCAUCCUUGCACCAGGGGAGGCAAUCUACUUGGGGGCAAAUGAAAUACACUCAUACAUCUCUGGAGAUUGUGUAGAAUGUAUGGCUUGUUCAGACAAUGUAGUGCGAGCAGGUUUAACCCCUAAAUUCAAAGAUGUUGAAACACUUUGUAGCAUGCUUCAAUACAAUGCGGAACCACCCUGCAAGAAGCUGUUUCAAAGCAUUUCUGAAGACUCAAACACUUCAAUUUUUUUACCGCCUGUUCCUGAUUUUGCUGUUGCUGUGAUUAAGGUCGGUAACAGUUCUGAAUAUCAAUUGAUCCCACGUGAUUCAGCAUCUAUUUGUAUUGUGGUCCAAGGCUGUGCAUCAAGUGAAAAUUUAGUGCUAAAAAAAGGCAAAGUAAUAUUCCUCAAUGCUAAUCAAUCUAUGACCUUGAAAACUUCCCAAGAUUCAGAAACAUUUGUGUGCUUCCAAGCGUUUUGCAACUGCUAACAGUGCCUUUCAAGCUCUAAUUCCAACGGAAUGGAAUAUUUCAUAAGCAUUUUUGUCAAAACACACCAUACAUCUCAAGUAUUUCUGUGGCAUAACCUUAGCCAGAAAAUUUCUAUGUGUGCGUGGGGGGGGGGGGUUGACCUAUUUACCCUUUAUGAGAGGCUACUUAUGAUCACAAAUUUUUGAAGGGUGGGGCAGGGGGGCCCUAGCCAUACCCGUAGUGUUUGGAUUCAUUUAUAUGAGAACAUAGUGCACAAGAAUCUAUGCAUGAUGCAAAGUUCCUCUGAAUAGGUAUAAUGUUGAUGCUAAAGUAACUAAUAAGUCAUGUUGUCAGUAAUCUAUAAUUUUGUUUUCAAAUAUAUGAAAUAAUGAAUCCUUACAUAAAGAUGUCCUACCAGUUUUUGACAAGCUACCGAAUCAGUUCUGUUUUAAUGUAGCAGUGAGAAAAUGACCUUCACUAAUAGCUAUCGGAGUUUCGAAGUUGGCUAAUAUGACCCGUUGUCAUAUUUAUCAGUUUUUUGGGCUUAGCAAUCCAAUGGACCGGCUUCCUUGUCAACAAUGCCUCAACUCUGAGCAGUUUGAACAAGAGCAUCGAAAUAAAUCGGUUUUUCUAGACAGGUCUCAGUAACUGACAGCUCACAACUAAGGAUUUGUUUGAACAUCUCCAACCUUUUAGGGUAUCACUGUCUCUCUUUUUUGUCUUUCUAAUUAAAUGUUGUACUGUUUAAAGUGCUAACAGCAGGAAGGAUAAAAUAAAUAUUUCAUCAUUCCUGCUAUCAGCAGUUCCUUUGUCUUCAUCUAUUAUUUUUACCUUUAUCAUUUGAUCUAUUGUUUCUCUGCUGAGUGCCCUCUUUUAAAGUCAAUCCCAGCAGAAUUUUCCAGUGAGGAAAAAGAGGAAAUUACAAAAUUAGCAUGUAGAUCAUGAAAGAUGAUAAGACUCAAUGCUGAAUGUUGAGUCGUUGUCAAUUUGAAUUUGACUUAUUAUCUGCCAUGCCCUUCAUGCCUUCCAGUGAUAUCUGACUCUUUCUUAGCGAACAGUUUUAUUGUGCAAUGUUUAGUCAUGUAUUCAUUUUUUUACGUUGUAUGUUUUGUCUUCCAAGCAUUUUGUUCGCUUUUGUCUCUUUAUUGUUUUCAUAAGUGUGUAUAUUAGAACGAAGCCGAAGAUCGGUAAUUUGACCGCAAUUUCUCAGAUCUUCCUCUUUUCGUAUCCUGUUAUUUCAAGUUAUUUUCAAAUACAUGGUUUAAUGCCUAGAAUCUUAUUUUGUACUUCUGCUCUCUCAUCACAAUAAAACCAAGAGAAGGUUAACCGAUAUAGUCAAUUUGAGUAAAUAUUCUCAUGUGGUCAAUAUUGGGUUGAUUUCUCUAUAACCAAUCUGUCUCAAAGAAUCAGUCUCUAAUGUCUGACAAUGAGAAAUGAAUCCUGUGAAUAUGUGAUGCUCCAUGAUUUUAAAUUUGUGGCAUUGGAUUUUGGGAAUUGUCUGAAGAUGAAUUAGCACAAUCAUAAUUAGCUUAAGAAUGAUCUCAGAAAAAGUAGGUCAGAAAAUUGCUCUAUUUUUAUCAAGAAGCUCUGAGGAAAAUCAGCUGAAGUUUUUGUGCAGAAGAAUGAAUUUUUUUGCGGAAAAUAUCACACCCUUGAAGAUAUUUUGUUACUGUGUAUUGGAUUAACACAAUAUGGUGGUUGAUUUUAAUAUUUUUCUUUUUGUUUCAUUUUCUCUGAUCUUUUUACUAUAUCAGCUUUGUAUCCCAUUUUCAUUUUAGACUGAAAUUAAUAAAAAAAAUUUACAGAAUUC
Messenger RNA from Bemisia tabaci, 3213 nucleotides. Lineage: Eukaryota; Metazoa; Arthropoda; Insecta; Hemiptera; Aleyrodidae. The record is from RefSeq and is a predicted model, not a curated record.